This is a messenger RNA of Closterium sp. NIES-65, 519 nucleotides long. The record is from the annotation of a GenBank genome assembly. NCBI's taxonomy places the organism in Eukaryota, Viridiplantae, Streptophyta, Zygnematophyceae, Desmidiales, Closteriaceae.
AUGUCGGUCGACAUAUUUUCUGCAGAAGAGGAGAGUGCGAGGGUGAUGAUUGAGUGGAACCUCCGGAGGCCUCCGCACCUCGUGGUGCUGCAGUGGAUCGUAGAGGCGUGGGAUCAAGUCCCCAAGCACGUCAUCAUUGACGCGUUCCGCCACUGUGGAAUUUCAAGCAAGCUGGACGGGACGGAAAACCACCUGGUGAUGUCUCACCUGCGUGCCAGGAGCACUGUCAAUGUCUCCGAGGACAUGAGCCUUGGGGGAACCACGGGCGACAACACGCGCCUGCUUGGGCAGGCGCCAGAGGAGGAGGAGGAGAUGGAGGCGGAGGGUGUGAAGGAGGUGGCCGUGGCAACCAGCCUGGAGGUGCUGUACCAGGAGACCCCCAAUUACCGCGGAGCGGUGGCUGAGGUUGACCGCAUGAUCGAUCCUAGGGAGACGGCCAGGCAUGCCUGGCGAGUGCCAGACUUGGGUGUUGACCCUGCUGUUAGUGCAGGGGAGGAGGCCAUGACUGAGGAGGGCUAG